AUGACAAUGAAGAGCAGCGCCCUUACUGUUCUUGUUGUUAUGUAUGUCUGGUUGCUGUCGAGUGGCAGUUUCAGCUAUGGAGCUAAGAGUGAUAUUGAUUGCUUGAGAGCUAUGAAAGAUUCUUUGGAAGACCCAUUCAAUUACUUAAACACUUGGGAUUUCAAUAACAGCACCGAAGGUUUCAUCUGUAGAUUUACUGGGAUUGACUGCUGGCAGACUGAUGAGAACAGGGUGUUGACUAUCCGUCUUUCGGACAUGGGACUCAAGGGUGAGUUUCCACGUGGUAUUGCGAAUUGCACAGCCUUAACCGGCUUAGACAUGUCCAGCAACAAACUGUACGGACAUAUUCCAUCUAAGAUCUCUCAAAUACUCGAGUUUGUGACAUCUCUUGAUCUCUCCUCCAACAAUUUUUCAGGACAUAUCUCUUUGGAACUUGCAAAUUGUUCCUCUCUGAAUGUCCUUAAAUUGGACAACAACCAGUUAACCGGUCAUAUUCCUUCACAAAUUGGUCUACUUGCUCGAAUCAAAACGUUCAGUGUAGCAAACAAUCACCUGACUGGUCCAGUUCCAAAAUUUUCCAAUGCUACUAUUUCAGCAGAUAGUUAUGCAGGCAAUGCAGGACUCUGUGGGGGUCCUUUGCCUCCUUGCAAAGGUCAAUCAAAGCAAAGGUUUAUUGGAAUCGUUGCUGGAGCAGCUGUAGGUGGGGCGACUGUUUCAACAUUAGUUGUGGAGUGUCCAAAAGAGGAGGAAGAUGACGAUCCUGACCGAAACACCGGUGAUUCUGAUCAUCUUGAGGAACUUAUUGUUGUGUUGGUCGAGUAG
Messenger RNA from Ilex paraguariensis (yerba mate), 822 nucleotides. The record is from the annotation of a GenBank genome assembly. NCBI's taxonomy places the organism in Eukaryota, Viridiplantae, Streptophyta, Magnoliopsida, Aquifoliales, Aquifoliaceae.